Molecule: messenger RNA, 4707 nt
Organism: Theileria equi strain WA
Lineage: Eukaryota; Apicomplexa; Aconoidasida; Piroplasmida; Theileriidae
Exons: 1
Coding region: 1-4707 (1568 amino acids)
Source: RefSeq, a predicted model, not a curated record
AUGAGGAAAAUUCUCUUCUUCAUAUUGGGUAUUUCAUUUUUCGCGGCAGAUUGUGCCAAGAAGCAGAGCGCCCCCGCUCAGCGCGUUCUUCCAGAUCUCACAAAGUUUGGAGGCUCGUACCUCGUCAAAGUCGAGUAUGCCGACAAUGUGCCGCAGGUUACCUGCACAGGCAAGAAAAACGUUAAAACACUAAAGUUGGCGUACGGAGGAGAUAAAAUUUGGGAGGAUAAGAGCAAGACGUGCAAAUCAGCUGUGGUCCUUUUCGGCCUCGCUGCCCCGCAGUUGGCCGUACUCGAGAUAAACGGUGAGAAUAAAAAGGUUUACAGAUACCAUGAUGGAAAGCAGUGGAAAGAUGGUAAUGAGAGCAAGCAUAAGAAGAAACUUGAGGAGCUCAAGACGGAAGCAAAAGAUCAUCCCAUAACUCCCCAGCAGACUUCCAAGCCGGCAACUCCAGCUGCUUCACAGGCUCCACCUGCUCAACAGGUUAGUCAGCAACCAACGGGAGCUCCUGCUGUUCAACAAGAAGGGGCACAGGCCAAGCCAGGAGAUGCUCCGGUUGUCAAGGGACAAGGUCAAGCUGUUCCGCAGACUCCUCAGGGGCAACCACAGGCGAAUGCACAGCCACCAGUCAAGCCUAAGGAAGAACCCAAGGCUACUGAGCCAACCAAUAAGUCACCGGCUCAACAAGGUAGUAAAGAGGAGAAUAAACCAGAGUCUGUUCCUGAAGUUAAGCAGGAACAAAAUCCAGCUACAAAUCUCCAGGGUGGUGCCAAGAAAGAGCAAGACGAAGCUAAAGAACAACAACCAGCAGCUAAGCCUGUAACUCUGAGUGAACGUGCUAAAAAGGUUGAUGCAAAGUCGUUUGAUGUGAGAGAAUCUAGCUCUAAUGGAGUGCCACUUUUGACAUGCACACCAAAGGAUAAGAAGAAGCCUACAAAGCUUGUUUAUGGUGACGAAACCAUAUGGAGCGGAAACAAAAGCGUACUGUUCUUAUCGGCUUUAAUCUACUUUAAAGGAGAUAAACCAUAUGUUGUAACAUUGAGCAAGAAAGAAAAUGGAAAGGAUCACACUCUCUUCCUCCAUAAGGAUGAAACGGGAAAAUGGGUUAAUGACAAGAAUAAACAUGCAGAAAAGCUCAAGGAACUUCAAGAUGCCGCUAGACCAAAAGAAUCUCCAGAAGCAGUCAAAGAUAAUGUAGAAGAGAAGGUAAGGUCUGCCCCUGAACAAGAAGUGAAGCUUCAACAGGCACAAAACAUUGGAUCUUUACCCGAUCCAAAGUCUAGGCAAUUUAAAAGACACUGUAAACAUAAGAUGCAUGAUGACGACGAUGACCCACCAACUCCAUCUCACGACAACUUCAAGGUAGACGAAUCUCUAUUCAAUGUAGAGAAUGGACAAGAAGACGGUGUUCCAGUUCUUAAACUCACAGCCAAGGAUGGUACAUCUACUAACAAGCUCACAUUUGAUGGUGUAUCACUAUGGCAAGGUAGAAAUGCUGGUGAUUCAUGUUCAGUAGCUACUUUCUACCUUGGACCAAACAAUGACCCAGUAGGUGCUUCUUACAGAUUCAAGAGAGAAAAUGAUGGCAAGACAGUAGAAGGUUACCGCCAAUUCUCAGAUGGCAACUGGUCCCAAGUUAAGAAGGACGACCUCACCAAGCUACUCGAGGAAGUUAAACAAGCACCAGAGAUGAGUGAUGAAGAUACAACCCCAAUCCAAAUUGAUCUUUUGGACCUAAAGUCCAAAGCAGACUCUACUCUAUUUGACGCAGAUGGAGAUUAUGAAGGCGAAUUUCCAGUUUUAAGGUUGACACCUAAGACUGGAGUUACGGCUGGAAAACUUACAUUUAAUGGUCAGACACUUUGGACAUGUCAGGGUCCCAGUGAUGCAUGUUUGUCGGCUAUCUUCUACCUGGGAACAAGUGGACCUGUAGCUGCUACAUACACUGUUAAGGGAAGAAAGGUAUUCGAAACCUAUCGUAAAUUUUCAGGUGGACAAUGGACUUCAGUAAAUAAGGAAGGACUUGAUGAGUUACUUGAAGAACUCAAAAAAGACCUCGGAAGAAUUAGAGAACACUGCACAUGGGAAAAACUCGUUAAAGCUGCACCUGAUGAAAAGGAUGGCCUGUUAGACACGGAAGACCCAUCAGAUCCGGAAUCUAAAGAAAUUGAUCGAGACUGCACUGAAACUAAGCACGACGAUAUUCCACCUGAUCUCAAAUCCAAGGUCGAUGCCUCCCUAUUCGACCUAGAGAGCUCUCUUGAAAAUGAUCUUCCAGUUCUUAAACUCAAGGCUAAGGAAGGUACUUCUACUAACAAGCUCACGUUCGACAAUUUGACAGUUUGGGAGAGUAGUGAUCCAAGGGAUAGUUGUUCUUCAGCGACGUUCUAUCUCAGACCAAAUAAUGACCCAGUGGCAGCCUUGUACAGAUUCUACAGAGGAAGUGAUGGUGCAACAGUAGAAGGCUAUCGCAAGCUUGUAGAUGGAAAAUGGGAGAUUCUCAAGAAGGAUGACCUCACCAAGUUUCUUGAAGAAGUUAAACAAACAUCGGAGAUGGAUGAUGAUACCUCACAACCUACAGUCGAAGGAUCCAUGCCAGAUCCAGAGUCUAGGAAAUUUCAUAGGCAGUGUAGACCCAGAAUGCACGAUGAUGACAAUCCACCAACUCCAUCCCAUGAAGACUUCAAAGUUGACGAAUCCCUAUUCAAAGCUGAGAACGGAAAAGAUGAAGGUCUUAAUGUUAUAAAGUUGACUGCCAAGGAUGACGCUAAGCCGAAUAAACUUACCUUUGCUGGUAAAGAUGUAUGGAAGGCUCAGAAUGAUGGUGAUUCAUGUUCAGUAGCUACUUUCUACCUUGGACCAAACAAUGACCUAGUUGCUGCUAAAUUUACUUAUAAGAAGGCUGAUGAUAAAUUGGGUGUAGGUUAUCGUAAACAUUCUAGUGAUGGUUGGGAAUUUAUCAAAAGUGAUGCAUUCCAGAAGCUGCUUCAGGAAGUGAGAUCUCAACAGGCACAGAAUAUUGGAGCACUACCAGAUCCCGGCUCUAGGACAAUUCACAAGAAAUGCACACCCAGAAUGCACGAUGACGAUGACCCACCAACUCCAUCUCACGACAGCUUCAAAGUUGAUGAAUCCUUGUUCAAUGUUGAAGAGGGACAAGAGAAUGGCCUUAGAACUCUCAAGCUCACAGCCAAGGAUGGUACAUCUACUAACAAGCUCACAUUUGGAGGUUUUACAGUUUGGGAGGCUCAGAAUGGCACUGAUUUAUGUUCAGUAGCAACAUUUUACCUGGGACAAAAUAAUAACCCGGUGGCUGCUAAAUUUACUUAUAAGAAGGCUGAUGAUAAAUUGGGUGUAGGUUAUCGCAAACACUCUAACUACAAGUGGGAAUUUAUCAAAAGUGAUGCAUUCCAGGAGUUACUUAAAGAGACUGGAGAAACACUUGGAGAAUUUAAAGAUGACUGCACUCCAACUAAACAUGACAAUCCACCCACAGUCGAAGGAUCCAUGCCAGGUCCUGGAUCCAAGGAAAUUAAAAUAGACUGUACACGCAAGAUGCACGAUGAUGACAAUCCACCUGAAUCAGGGUCCAUACCUGACCCUGGGGAAAUCAAAAGGAAAUGUACACCACGUCAGCGUGACGACAAUCCACCUGCAGUCGAAGGAUCCAUGCCAGAUCCAGAGUCUAGGAAAUUUCAUAGGCAGUGUAAACAUAAGAUGCAUGAUGACGAUGAUCCACCAACUCCAUCCCAUGAAGACUUCAAAGUUGACGAAUCCCUAUUCAAAGCUGAGAACGGAAAAGAUGAAGGUCUUAAUGUUAUAAAGUUGACUGCCAAGGAUGACGCUAAGCCGAAUAACCUUACCUUUGAUGGUAAAGAUGUCUGGGAAUGUCAGAAUGGCACUGAUUUAUGCUCAGCAGCAACAUUUUAUCUCGGACCAGACAAUAACCCAGUGGCUGCUAAAUUUACUUAUAAGAAGGCUGAUAACAAGUUGGGUGUGGGCUAUCGUAAACUUUCUAAUGGCAAGUGGGAAUAUAUCAAAGGUGAUACAUUCAAGAACUUACUUCAGGAGACUAAAGAAAAACCUAGGGAAUUUCGCAAUGACUGUACAAAAAAUAUGCACGGUGAUAAUCCGCAACUAGCAGCUAUGCCAGGAGGACCUUCGGAAGAUCCCAUGGAGAUUCAAAGAAGAUGCAGUAAAAGAAGGAAACCAACGACUGAGGCUGAGCUAAAGAAAAAAUACGAUUCACUGGCAACGACAAGCACCCUUGAUAUUCAUGGAAAGGUUGAUAAUAACACGACAGUUUUCAACAAGAAUACAUCUGAUGGUACGAUUCUCAUGGCAUUCAGUUCAAAGGAAGGUCACUACUUUAACAAUGUGGUUCAGGGUAGCAUUACCGUAUGGACUGCUGAAAAUGGUGAAAAGUGCACCUCUGUCAAUCACAGGCGUACUAAGCCAGAAGAAAUUAUCAGAGUUUUUGUGAGAACUCCGACAGCUUUCAAGAGACUCUAUUACCGUAGUGGUGAUAAUAAAUGGACCAAAAUUCAGAGACAUGAGUACUUUAAUAGACUCAAGUUAGCCCAAAAUACAUCUAGUCCAGACCACAAACCAGCUCCAAAGCAUGACGAUUUGGAUGAUGUUAUACACGAUGAAGAAGCAGAUGAAGAGGAAGAAGAAAAAGAACAAGAAGAAUAUGCAGACGUUUAG